UACUCCGGACAUAAAUAGUAUACGAUCCCCAGACUCAGGAAUGUUUAUCUUCUCAUCUCCACCUCAUCCACUAUUCUUCAUAACAGCGCCCUUCAUGCAGGAUGACCAAGAACUGGCCCGGCUGGGCAAGAAACAAGCGCUGACGCGCCGCUUCGGCUUCUGGUCGCUGUUUGGAUUCGCCGUGUGCGAGCUGAUAACAUGGGAGACGGUGCUGGCGCUGUUCAGCGAAGCCCUCUACAACGGCGGCCCCAGCGGAAUGGUGUACGGCUUCGUGCUGGCGUGGGCGUCAACCCUGUCCGUGUACACGGUGAUCAGCGAGCUGGCGUCGCUGGCGCCCAUUGCCGCCGGACAGUACUACUGGGCGUAUAUCUUGUCGCCGGCGAGGGCACGCGUGUUUGUGAGCUACCUGAUCGGCUGGUUGACUUCUCUGGCGUGGAUUGCGACGGUGGCGACCGAGUCGUUGUUUGCGGGCACCAUGCUGCAGGGCCUGCUGGUGCUGAGCUACGACUCGUACGUGCCGACGGACUGGCAGGCGACGCUGCUGACCUGGAUGGUGAUUAUGGUGUCGGUGUUUAUCAACACGGUGAUUCCGACGUGGCUGCCCCGGCUGGAGAUCGCGACGGUGGUGUUUCACCUGGCCGGGUUUGUCGCCGUGCUGGCCACGCUGUGGGUGUGUACGCCCUCGCACCGCGACGCGAGCUGGGUGUUUACCGCGAGCAGGAACGGCGGCGGCUGGUCGUCCCUCGGGAUAAGUUAUUGUGUCGGCUUCAUGGGCAACGUGGCGACCUUUGUCGGCGCCGACGCCAGCGUCCAUCUCGCCGAGGAGGUCUCGCACCCGGCGGAGACCAUUCCGCGCGUCAUCACGGCGAGUAUGCUGCUCAACGGCGUCGUCGGGUUCGUCAUGGUGCUCGCCGUGGCGUUCUGCCUCAGCGCUGAUGUCUCCGCCGUGCUCGACUCCUCGACGGGGUUCCCAUUCCUGCAGGUGUUUGCCGACUCGCUUCCCGCCUCGCGCGCGGGCGCCGUUGUUCUCGGCGCCGUGGUGCUGCUGCUCACCUGGGCGUGUGCCAACGGGAUCACCACGUCGGCGUCGCGCAUGACCUGGGCGUUUGCCCGCGACAGUGGCGUCCCCUUUGCGCAGUAUAUCCGUCGCGUGCAUCCGCGCCACCACAUCCCCAUCAUCGCCGUCGGCGUCGUCGCCACCUUUGCCUGUCUGCUGUCGUUGAUCUACAUCGGCUCCCCGACGGUGUUCAACGACGUCAUCUCUUUGACUGUCGCGGGCUUCUACGGCUCGUAUCUCGUUCCCGCGGCGUUACUCCUGUACCAUCGCGUGCGGGGGAACAUCCUCCCGCACAAUGCUGUUGUCGAAGCAGUCGACGUUCCAGACACAGUCACCCCUAAGAAGGAAGAACAGACAACAGUAGGCUUGGAAAACACUGCUCAAGAGACAGAGGAAGAGACAGCAGGACCAAAUGAAGGCUCCAAUCUCAUCGCGUACGCCCCCGGCCAGCUGUACUGGGGCCCCUGGCACCUGCCGGGCAUCUGGGGCACGCUCAACAACGCCUAUGCGUGCGCGUACAUGGUGUUUGUGAUCUUCUGGUCCGCCUGGCCGGUCGCCACGCCCGUCAGCCCCGCGACCAUGAACUACGGCAUGCUGGUCACCGUGUCGGUUCUUCUCUUCAGUCUGGUGUGGUAUGUUUUCCGGGGGAGACGGUAUUACCGUGGGCCGUUGGUUGAGAGGGAAGUUCUCGCCGAUGCGGGGGUGGUAUAGUCGGAGCAUAAGUCUCCUCAUGUGGUAUGAUGGUUAUGAUAUAAUUCAUUUACCUAAUGAAAUCUCCUCGGCAGUUCUCAGCCAAGGCCGGCAUCCCGAGACUUUAUUCAUC
Penicilliopsis zonata CBS 506.65 is the source of this 1880-nucleotide messenger RNA. RefSeq lists its product as hypothetical. The transcript has 2 exons. The record is from RefSeq and is a predicted model, not a curated record. Gene Ontology annotation, cellular component: membrane. NCBI's taxonomy places the organism in Eukaryota, Fungi, Ascomycota, Eurotiomycetes, Eurotiales, Aspergillaceae. Gene Ontology annotation, molecular function: transmembrane transporter activity. The coding region runs from base 95 to 1768 and encodes 557 amino acids. Gene Ontology annotation, biological process: transmembrane transport.